AGACACGAUAAAACAAGCCGCUUUUCCUCUUCACUUCUUCAGCCUAUAGAUGCGCCGUUGGUGUACCCACUCGCGUUUUGCCUUGUGAAGCCCAAACGCGCGCGCACGCACGCACGGCGUCCACCUGGUUGGCUGCUGCCCGUUGCGCUCCGACGGCAGCGAAGUGCUCUCGCCCGCCCGCCCGCUGGCCGCGCCGCGCGUGCGCGAUGACCUUCCCGCUGGUGUGCUACUGCAACGCGGUGCCCCGGCCCAUCGCCGCCGUGUUCAGGUUCUUCCACGCCACCGCGCUGGCUUUCGUGCUCAUCCUCUGCCUCCUCGGCCUCUACGAGUUCCCCUACACCCCCGAGGAGCACGCGGCGCUCAUCAGCGGCGGCCGCCGCCGUCCCAACCGGGACGGCGCGCUUCCGGAGACGGUGAAGCAGCGGCUGCCCCCGGUCGAGUUCGCCGUGCACCUGGCGGAGCGAUCGCGAUCGUCGACGUCGAAGAGGCCGGCACCGGCGGGUCGCCACGACGAUGACGACGACGGCGACGCGAGUACGUGCAGGGUGUGCCUGGAGCGGCUGGAGCUGACGGACGAGGUGCGGCCGCUGGGCAACUGCUCCCACGCCUUCCACAGAGGCUGCAUCGACCGGUGGAUCGACGUCGGCGAGGUGACGUGCCCGUUGUGCCGGUCCAACCUGUUGCCUCGUCAGCGCGGGGGGCUGCUCGCCAAUGCCAGGGCCCGGUUCAGCUAGCUCUCCCUCCGUACGUGCACGGGGGGCAGUUUUGUCAUUUCGGGCGCAUCCGUACUGUGGAUGGGUGCAGCAGGCCAAUCGCGGGCUGCUCGCGAUCAGGACGACUAACCACCGAGCAGUACCUGUGCUAAUCAAUGGGCACACGGGAAAUUAUUGACCAACUCCUGUUGAGAAAAUAUAUCGAGCAGUACCGUCCGUGUUUAGGGAAGAGAAUCGAAUCAGUGAUCACAAUAAAGAUUGGCCCAUUGAGAAUUUGAGAUGGGCUGGCAAUGUGUCCUGCGUCCGUCAAGUCCAGUCAAGUGCACUGUUCUAUCUUCUGGAAUUGUUGGGUACGAAGCUGCAUCCGUGUUGACACGUUGUUAUCGAUGAUUAAUUUCUUCUC
Molecule: messenger RNA, 1116 nt
Organism: Aegilops tauschii subsp. strangulata
Lineage: Eukaryota; Viridiplantae; Streptophyta; Magnoliopsida; Poales; Poaceae
Product: RING-H2 finger protein ATL57
Biological process (GO): protein ubiquitination
Molecular function (GO): zinc ion binding; ubiquitin protein ligase activity
Source: RefSeq, a predicted model, not a curated record